Messenger RNA from Microbotryum saponariae, 2635 nucleotides. Lineage: Eukaryota; Fungi; Basidiomycota; Microbotryomycetes; Microbotryales; Microbotryaceae. The record is from the annotation of a GenBank genome assembly.
AUGACUCCCAAUUCCUCCCCCAUUCGUGGCUCGGCUAGCACCGCGCACUCAGUCCCUGUCACCAAUUCGAACGCCGAUUGCCGCGACGAAUUCGAAUGUCGAGAGGACGACGGCGAGCACGCCGAGAGUGAGCAUGAAGCAAGCGAGGGUGAGGGCAAUGAGCAGGGCAUGGUAAGCCUUGCUGCACGACGUGAGUCUCUUGUCCUAUCCGUCCUCGGACUCGGGGCAGACCCGGGACUUUGGCGCGAUUUUUUACUGACGGUUGCUGCUCGCCACCCGCCGUCUGGCUCUGGCCGAGAUUCUAGUUCAAGCGUCGAAUAACGCGAUCAUCGCCAGUUGCACCAGCACAUCCAACUUGGCGCCCAAGACAGUCAGCGCAUACGAAAAAUCGCUCAAAUCUUACACCAAAUUCAUGGCUGAAACGUGGCCCGGCGCUUGCGUUCGACCGAUCGACCCAGAUAUGGUCUUGAAUUUUUUGAGCUCCGAGUCCAAGCGACCCGCGCGCAGAUCAGGUACGGGUGUCGAUCAAGGCGAGGACAUUGAAGGCACGACCAUUGGUGUUUCGGUGCUGAAAAAUGUGAGUAUUAUAUCUCAACUAUGGCUUUUGACUGGCCUCUGCACCUAGCGAAUUGGGCGUCUAUUGAUCGCGCCAUGCCGGCUUCCCCACCGUUCAUAGCAUCUCAACGCCCUCGAACAUGUAAGCUCGCAUGCCUUUCCCUUCGUACCCGCAAUGAAUCUACUCCCUUGAAUAACACAUGUUGCUUGCUUUUGACGUGCCUCCAGUACCGUGUAAUCGAUUCAAUUGAUCGCACAAGCGUUGCGGCCCGGGGCAAGCUGCGAGAUUUUCCCCCGAUCGGUAAUCUCGAGGCCGGCUGGAAGAAACGCGAGGCCGGUCGAAAGAAGUCCGCCCAGACCAACAAAAUCGAAGGAACGGCAUCCGACAAUGUCACCAAAGAAGAACAACUACAAAUUAGUGAACACCUUCUUUGCCAGGGGCCGACCGGUAAGCUGACUGCCGUACACUCGGUGACCCGGUCGCUUCGCAACCGCGCCAUGUGGGCAGUCUCGCUCGCCACGCUAUUCCGCGGCGACAACACUCGUGCUCUCGCCUUCUCGGAUUUGUCAAUGCGAGCGCUCGAACGACCGGAUCACCCGCCGAUCAAGACGCUCUAUAUCGUGGCCGAUUCGGGCAAGACGAACAAGGAAGGUCGUCUCGACUACAAGCCCGUUGCCCGUCAUUUCGACCCUCGUAUUUGCAAUGUCGGCGCGGUCGCCUUCUACAUGUGGUUCCGCGAUGAGUACACUGGAGGACUCCCAUAUGGUUCGUUCGAGCCAGAUUUCUCUAAAGGCAGUUCGAAAUACGGGUAUCGAGAAUGGUACAACGUCCCCCUUUUCCCGAGCGCAUUUAGCGGCGACGCACAGCUGCAUCCGAUCUCCUACUCGGGUGAGUCGGCACUCUUGGUGCCUGAUCGGAGGGCGCUUAGCUCGACUUGCUGAGAUCGGUCGGUCGCUGACUGAAACCUUUGCUCGUCUUCGCUUAUGCCUGCGAUGGGGAUGGGAUCUUCAACUUCGCCAUCUUCUUCGUCUAGGUCACAACGUUGCCGUUUCGACGUUCCUCAAGGAGUGUGAUGUGCAUUCUAGUCACACGACUCAUCUCAGUCGCAUUGCUGGUGCCCAAAUGUCGGCGGAGAGAGGCGCGAAUGAAGCCGGCACGAAGGCUCUUGGAGGCUGGAGCGAUGGCACCUUCCGCAGCGUCUACCAACGUGGCGAUCCAACCACCUCCUUCAUUGCCCUCGCCGGUUUUAAUGGAAAGUUUUCCGAGAGGUACUACGUGGCUCGUGAUAUCGAGGCUGGUAUGUCUACUCCUUCAUCGAGCUUUUUGGUCUGGCAAUAUUGACCUCUCCGUCCCGUCGCUUUCCCAGAUGUGCCUGACGAUCUUCAACGACUUAUCUUCCCAUGGGUCGAAGCCGCUUUGGCCGAAUUCGAGGAGCGCUUUGAGGCCGAUGAGCUCUGUCAAGACAAGGCGUUGGUUGGUCACUUGAAGCUGCUCCAAUGGUUCAGACUCGUCAUCCUUCAAGAUGCGGCGUUUUUGAUUCAAGCCUUUCCAGAUGCACCGAUUUUCCAAGCGAGCCUGUUUCAGUCGGACCGAUUUCGAACGUGGGCUCCGCAUUUUGUGGCCAGUGUGGAGGGGAAUGGCCGUGAAGAAGCCGCCCUCAAAGUGGUGUACGGCGGCCUCCUUGAUUCCAUCGUCGACAGGCUUGGCGCCCAGCAAUCCUCAGAGCGCCAGUCUGCAACUGCUCACCUUCGCAGCGAUAAUCGUCGAAUCUUGGAACUUCUCAUCGAACAGCAUAAUCGAGGCGGUCACUUUCACGGUCAUGUAAGGAAGCGACGACGACACGAAUUUGUCCGCGACUUCGAUGACGACGAUGACAAUUCCGACGACGAUCGUCGUGAUUUGUCGGAUGCGCACAUGUCCGCGCCUACAAGUACGUAUCUGCUACCUUCUGCGUGCAUCAACUGGUGUUCCUACCCAAUGCUUACUUGCCUCUCCUUUGUAUUACCCUUGUAUUAUGAUAUCGAGAUGCUAGUCGGAGGCCGCACCCACCGCAAUCGCCUUCGUCAAGCCCAGCCUUAG